Molecule: messenger RNA, 2115 nt
Organism: Paralichthys olivaceus (Japanese flounder)
Lineage: Eukaryota; Metazoa; Chordata; Actinopteri; Pleuronectiformes; Paralichthyidae
Source: RefSeq, a predicted model, not a curated record
GUCAGAGGUUCUGAUUGGAGCCCCUCGGGCCAACACAACGGCCUCCAGCAGCGUCGUGGAGAGAGGAGCGGUGUACAGCUGCCCCUGGAAAGGCUCUGCAGCCUGCCAGGAGAUGCCGUUUGACAGCUCAGAUGACAGGCUGACCAAAGACGGGGCUCAGAUGGAGUUUAAAUCCAAGCAGUGGUUCGGUGCCUCGGUCCGAUCCGAUGGAGAGCACAUCCUGGCCUGUGCUCCUCUGUACCAGUGGUCGACCUUCGGAGUCUCUGAGCGGGAGCCUGUGGGAACGUGUUACCUGAAGAAAGGAGGAACGGUGGUCGAGUAUUCGCCCUGCAGAUCAGAUGCCAACUCACCAGAGCGGCAGGGCUUCUGCCAGGCCGGCUUCAGCGUUGACUUCCUGAAGGUCGGUCAGCUGAUUUCCGAUGACGUCUCUGAGAUUUUUACCCGGUUUGACAAAAGCUUCAUCAUACAGUAUGGAAACACCCUCACCACCAAGUCAGCUGGGGCUCAGUACGACGACAGUUACCUUGGUUACUCUCUGACAGUCGGAGACUUCAAUGACGAUGGAAAGGAAGACUAUGUGACCGGGGUACCUCGGGGAGAAAAGGCACUGGGUUAUGUGAACAUCUUCAACGGCCGCAACAUGGAGUCCAUGGUCAACUUAACAGGAACACAGAUGGCUGCUUACUUCGGACAUUCAGUCGCUGCGACUGAUGUUAAUAAUGACGGUUUGGUCGACCUGUUUGUUGGAGCUCCUCUCUUCAUGGACAGAGGCCCAGAUGGAAAACUCAGGGAGGUGGGACAGGUGUCUGUUUACCUGGGGCGAGGUGGAUUUUCCUUCCAACCACCUCAGAUGCUGACGGGGUCAGAUAUCUACGGCAGAUACGGCUCUGCCAUCGUAGCACUGGGAGACCUGAACAUGGACGGAUACAACGAUGUGGCCAUCUCUGCUCCUUAUGGAGGCCCUGACCACAAUGGCUUGGUCUACAUCCACAAUGGCCGCCUUCAGGGGCCCGACCCGUCACCUUCCCAGGUCCUGCAGGGAAAAUGGGCGUCCAGCUACAUGCCUGCUAGCUUUGGAUACUCCAUGACUGGAAACACUGACAUAGACGAGAAUGGAUAUCCAGAUUUAAUAGUGGGAGUGUUUGGAGCAGACAAAGCUGUUUUAUACAGAGCCCGUCCUGUGAUCAGUGUGAACGCCACAUUGGACAUUACACCUCAGAUCAUCAACCCAGAGGAGAAGACCUGCACACUUCCUGGAAGCAGCACGCUCGUGUCCUGUUUUAAGGUGAAGUACUGUUUGAAGGCCAGCGGCCGUGGAGCUCCAGCUACUCUCAACUUUCAAGUAGACCUCAUGUUGGAUCGUCUGAAGCAGAAGGAGGCGACAAAGCGCGUGCUCUUCCUGCACAGUCGGACCUUUCAGUACUCCAAGAACAUGACGGUGUCCAACGGCAAUGGCCCGGCCUGCGAGGAGCAGUCCGUCUUCCUCAGGGACGAUCGUGAGUUUCGAGAUAAGAUCACUCCCAUCUCUGUGGCAAUGGAGUACAAUCUGGACUACCAGCAGGCGGCGGACAGCACCGGGCUGCUGCCCAUCCUCGACAUGGCGGCCCCUUCCAACGUCACCAAGCAGGCUCACAUCCUGUUGGACUGCGGAGAGGACAACAUCUGUAAACCAGACCUGAAGUUGUCAGUGAAGAGCGACCGUGAGCAGAUCUACAUUGGCGAUGACAACGCACUGACUCUGGAGGUCAGUGCUGAGAAUCAGGGAGAGGGCGCCUACGAGGCCGAGCUCCACGUCUACCCUCCGCAGCAGGCCGACUUCACCGGGGUCGUCCGCAGUCAGACCCUCUCCAGGCUGUCCUGUGCUUACAAGAAGGAAAACCAGACCAAGAUGGUGGUGUGUGACCUGGGAAACCCCAUGAAGGGAGGAACCAAGGUGCUGGCAGAGUUGAAGUUCAGUGUGCACCAACUGUCGGAGGAGGACACGUCUGUCAGGUUUGACCUCCAGAUAGUCAGCUCGAACCAGUUCAACAACAUCAGCCCUCGAAUCUCCACCGUCACUAAGCUGGCUGUCCUCGCCAAAGUGUCCAUCAGAGGGUAAAACACGGUCAUGGGACA